Olea europaea var. sylvestris is the source of this 3287-nucleotide messenger RNA. RefSeq names its product DNA repair protein RAD16. Lineage: Eukaryota; Viridiplantae; Streptophyta; Magnoliopsida; Lamiales; Oleaceae. The transcript is spliced from 15 exons. Gene Ontology annotation, molecular function: ATP binding; ATP-dependent chromatin remodeler activity. Bases 223 to 2937 code for a protein of 904 amino acids. The record is from RefSeq and is a predicted model, not a curated record.
GAAAACUAAAUAUCAAGGAAAAAGGUAGAUGAUCUAUUUGAUAUACAUGCAAUAGAUUAGUUACCUCUAAUUCAAUAUUUCCUAGUCGCUACGCUAUGUUUCUAAUCUCUCUAUAACCAUUUCGAGAGAGACAAAACUUAUGCCCUCUCCAUCUUCACCUUUUCAGCACAAGGAAAAACCCUAAUUUUAUUGUGUUUUUCCCCAUUUUACUUCAUAUCAACAAUGAAGCUUCGCACUCGUGGUGAUGGCGCUUCUUCUUCCAAAGUGGAAGUGAUCGCAGGGAACAUGAAUCCCGAAUACAUAGAUGUCUCUGAUGAUGAUCCUGGUAUGAUAGAUUUGGAUGCCGAUUAUAAUGCAUUAAGUAAUGAAGACUCAGAAAAAGAGGCUGUAAUGGAAAUUGGUGAUGAUGAUUUUGGUGUGCCCAGUGUUUCAAAGAGGAUGAAAAGAGACUCUUCGAAGAAGAGGGGAGAACAGAGCCAUGAAGUAGAGAAUGGUGGCAUGGAAGAAGAGGGAGAAAGGGAUACUGAUAGGAUUAUUCGGGAAGAAGUUGAGGGGAAUAUGUUGGGGUUCGAUUUUUCUGGAGUUGUUGAAGAUAUGCGGGAAGUGAGAAAGAAGAAGAGUAAGAAGAAGAAAGAGGAUAGACCCAUAUUAAUGUGGGAAGUACUGGAACAAGAGAAUGAGAGGUGGGUGGCAGAAAAUUUGGCAAAAGACAUUGACUUGAGUAAUCAGAAUGACAUGGUGGCUGAAACUGUUGAUCCUCCAUCUGAAUUGAUAAUGCCACUUCUGAGGUACCAGAAAGAAUGGUUAGCUUGGUCUUUGAAGCAAGAAGAAUCUAUAAUCAGAGGAGGCAUUCUUGCAGAUGAGAUGGGGAUGGGAAAGACUGUCCAGGCAAUAUCACUUGUUCUUGCUAAACGAGAAAUCAGUCGAGCAGCCUUUGGGAACGAAUUACCUUCAUCUUCUACCUCAUCCACCACAAAGUUUCCAAUAAUUAAAGGAACACUUGUUAUAUGUCCCGUUGUGGCUGUGAUGCAAUGGGUUAGUGAGAUAGAACGUUUCACUUCAAAAGGAAGCACAAAGGUGCUUGUUUAUCAUGGAGCCAACAGAGAAAGGAAUAUUUAUCAGUUUUCUGAGUAUGACUUUGUUAUAACUACAUAUUCAAUUGUGGAGGCUGAUUACAGGAAGUAUAUGAUGCCACCCAAAGAAAAAUGCCAGUGGUGUGGAAAACUAUUCUAUGAUCACAAGCUGAAAAUUCACUUGAAAUACUUUUGUGGACCUGGUGCUGAAAGGACUGAUAAGCAGUCGAAGCAGAAGAGGAAGGAUUACAAGCAGAAGAAAACAUCUGACUCUGUGGUUGUAACUAAGAAGAGAAAUCCCAAGAAAGAUAGGAAGCAUAAUGAUGGCGAGAAGGACAUGGGAAAUGGUGGUUUAAUUGAAACUUCAGCUCCAUCUGGGCAAUUCUUGCCUUUAGGCAAAUCUAUACUACACUCUGUGGAAUGGAAUCGUAUCAUUUUGGAUGAGGCUCAUUUUAUAAAAGACAGACGCAGUAAUACAACCAGAGCAGUUCUUGCUUUACAAUCUUCAUAUAAGUGGGCUUUAAGUGGCACUCCCCUCCAGAAUCGUGUUGGAGAGCUCUACUCACUCGUUCGCUUUCUGCAGAUAGUUCCUUACUCUUAUUACUUCUGCAAGGACUGUGAUUGCCGUUCACUAGAUUAUAGUACCUCGACAGAUUGCCCGCACUGCCCUCAUAAAGCUGUACGACACUUUUGCUGGUGGAACAGAUAUGUAUCAACACCAAUACAGAAUUAUGGAAAUUCUGGGCCUGGUAGGGAUGCUAUGAUUUUGUUGAAGCACAAGAUAUUGAAAAGCAUAGUGUUGAGACGUACCAAAAAGGGCAGGGCUGCUGAUCUUGCACUUCCUCCUAGAAUUGUUAACUUGAGGAGGCACACUCUGGAUAUUAGAGAAGAUGAUUAUUAUACAGCAAUGUACAAUGAGAGCCAGGCACAGUUUAAUACAUUUGUUGAGGCAGGGACUGUGAUGAAUAACUAUGCUCACAUAUUUGAUCUUCUGACGCGCCUACGACAGGCAGUUGAUCAUCCUUACCUUGUGGAAUAUUCUCUUACUGCAAUGGAAAGAAAGGGUAAAGCAGUUGAUACUAGCAAUGGUGAACAAUGUAGCUUGUGUCACGAUCUUGUAGAAGAUCCUGUUGUGACAUCAUGUGCACAUGUCUUCUGCAAAUCGUGUUUGAUUGAUUAUUCUGCUAGCAAGGGACAGGCCUCCUGCCCGUUAUGUUCAAAGCCACUUACUGUUGAUUUCACUGCCAACAAGGAUAGUAAGGAGCAGAAUGCAAGAACCACCAUUAGAGGGUUCAGGUCCUCUAGUAUUUUGAAUAGAAUUCAGCUCAAUGAUUUUCAGACAAGCACCAAAAUAGAUGCUUUGAGAGAGGAAAUCAGAAACAUGGUUGAAAGGGAUGGUUCUGCAAAGGGAAUUGUCUUCAGCCAAUUCACAUCCUUUCUGGAUCUCAUACAUUACUCCCUUGAGAAGUCAGGAGUGAACUGUGUUCAGUUAGACGGGUCUAUGUCCCUAGGAGCAAGAGAUACUGCUAUCAAAAAAUUUACCGAGGAUCCUGAUUGCAGAAUAUUUCUUAUGAGCUUGAAAGCAGGAGGUGUUGCACUCAAUCUUACAGUGGCAUCAAAUGUUUUCUUGAUGGAUCCUUGGUGGAAUCCUGCUGUGGAACGGCAAGCUCAGGAUAGAAUACAUCGAAUAGGACAAUACAAACCAAUCAGGAUUGUGAGGUUUAUCAUUGAAAACACAGUUGAGGAGAGAAUUUUGAAGUUGCAGGAGAAGAAGGAAUUAGUAUUUGAAGGGACUGUGGGUGGCUCUUCAGAGGCUUUGGCUAAACUAACAGAGGCUGAUAUGAAAUUCCUGUUUGUGACCUAGUCAGGAUCAUCAUUUGGAACCUUGCUUUUGUUUCUAGCGACUAAAUAUGGUUUCUCCUUAAACCAUAGCCAAAUUGAUAUACUUGGUUUUGCAUCAUCAGCACAAGGCAACUUUCUUGUCAUGUGAUGUAUAACCACUUCUGUGUAAAUUCACAAAGUAAAAUAUAUAUCCGGGAGCCAUUUCAGCUUUGAGGUGUUCUUGUCACUGGUUUGAUCUUCGGAUUGUUUUUCGAGUAAUAUUUAGUUGACUUGGUGCGUGAAUAUUUGAACUUAAGACGUUUAAGAUGCGGGUGUUAUAUACUUGCAUCUCUUGGCAUGUCCAUCUUGUUAUUCGAAGCUCUGGUAUUCGUA